CAACAAUAUAAUAGUAGCGAAAUCGAUAACACCAUCGGCUUGUUAUUAACAUCAUUUCCACAACUGGAGGACGAGGUUAUGUUGACGCACAAAGAUAUAAAGACUUAUAUAACAGAAUUAGGUCUUGCUUCGCUUUUCCCUAAAUCUGCACGAAGGUUGGUCGUAUCGAAGCUCGGAACUGGAACUGUGGACGUACAAGCGCAUUUUAUUGAAAUGACGCUUAUCAAUCAGCUCGUGGCCAUUUCUUUGCAACUCCAACAUGACAUAAGACUCAAAAAUCACUCGUAUAUGGCGCAUCAAAUAGCGCUACUAUAUCAAUGCCUAAAUCAAGUCGGACAUCAUUUUCUCAAGUAUAAACCACGCGUCGAAUUACAUUUUGAUGCGAUCAAAUCUUUGACAAGCAAUUCAGAAGAGCCACAAAUGAAUGAAACACAAAAAGAAUGGUUAUCUCAAUUAACAGCUGAUAUUGUCACCGAGGCACUAUUCAGUGGUCGGCCUUUUUCUAACGUAUCAGAACCUCUAGCCAAUUACAUGACAAUAGUUGGAAAAGUAGAGACACCACUUUAUGCAGAGUAG
Molecule: messenger RNA, 576 nt
Organism: Ambispora leptoticha
Lineage: Eukaryota; Fungi; Glomeromycota; Glomeromycetes; Archaeosporales; Ambisporaceae
Source: the annotation of a GenBank genome assembly